AGAUUCGAAUGUUAGCAACUCUGGACUUGCGUUGCGUUUCAUCCCAUGAGAGAACAACAGUUACUGCUUGCCAAGCUCGUUGCUGAGGUUCCCUUUGCGCCGAAGAUUGUAAUUUCUAAAGGAACUGAACCGUAACUAGGCAAACAGUGGUUAUUGGAAAGGAUUCUGUUUCCCAAUUUCAAUUUGAGUUCGGAGAGGAGAUGGCAACAUCUUCUAGAGUCAAUGGAAUCGAGACUCAGGUCAGGGGCCUGAACAUAGUGAACAAAGAGAACGUUCCCGCAGGACAAUGGGUGCGAGGUGGAAAGAAUGUUGCACCACCUGCCAAGAAGCUGGAGCAUGCUCCCGGGCCAACAGAUGGCACUACCUCAUCAGUACCAACUUCAGCAGGUUGCUGUAGUGCUGGUACUACAACUGCUGCAACAGCAACUACAGCCACAGCUGCAUCGAGUGCACCUGCCGUCCCUAGUUCUUUCUCAGACUCAGCGGAUGCAGCAGACAAACGACGCCGCUGGCAGUUAAGUGACUUCGACAUUGGCAGACCCCUUGGAAAAGGAAAAUUCGGCAAUGUCUACUUGGCCAGAGAAAAGCAGACAAAAUUUAUCGUGGCACUAAAAGUGCUGUUCAAGUCUCAGCUGCAGCGGGCCUCGGUUGAGCACCAACUUCGCCGUGAAAUUGAGAUCCAGUCGCAUUUGCGGCAUCCCAAUAUUCUUCGUCUGUAUGGAUACUUUUACGACGACAAGCGUGUUUACUUGAUCCUCGAGUACGCUGCUAAGGGCGAGCUCUACAAGGAGCUGCAGAGAGCCGGGCGGUUUGAUGAGCCAACUGCAGCAACGUAUAUUGCUCAACUGGCUGAUGCCCUAAAUUACUGCCAUUCCAAAAAGGUCAUUCACAGAGAUAUCAAGCCGGAAAACCUGCUGCUAUCCAUCAAUAACAAGCUCAAGAUCGGUGACUUUGGUUGGUCUGUCCAUGCACCGUCUUCCAGACGGACAACAAUGUGCGGAACUCUUGAUUACUUGCCACCGGAGAUGAUCGAGGGACAUGAACACGAUGACAAGGUUGACUUGUGGAGUCUCGGGGUUCUGACCUACGAGUUCUUGGUUGGAAAGCCUCCGUUUGAGGCUGACGAUCAUAGUCAGACAUAUCGCCGCAUUACCAGGGUGGAUUUGCGUUUCCCAGAGUACAUCUCCAAUGAUGCCAAGGAUUUGAUCGCAAAGUUAUUGCGACAUAACCCGAAGAACCGCCUUCUUCUUGGGGAAGUACUCAGCCAUCCAUGGGUAAAGAAGAACGCAGAAGCCUCCACACUGGAGAAUAUCGGAAUGAAGUAAGAACGUAACAAGAGUGGAGGUGCCCUUCCCCUGUAGUCUAUUUUUCGACUGAGCCCUCGGUACUUGUUGAGGCAAGAGUUUGUGGUGCGCUCUCAUGCUCCCAUCGUCACUCAUGUUCUGCCAGUGAACUAAGAUCGUGAUACGGUGACUGGUGGUUCCACAGCUGCACCACACUCUGCCCGCAGGCCGUCUUUAUAACGUUAUUAUAUACUGUACACAUCCAAGCGACUUUCCAACAGUUGCGUUCAUUGCAACAUGCAACUGUGACAUUCCGAUUGCCUUCAUCGUUUGGUUUUUCUUUUGCAACACUAUGUGUUUAACCCAAUUUUGUCACUAGCUGUCACUAGCUGCUGUAGAAUACUUGUUACUUUGAUGGUCUUUUCUCUUCCUCUUUGUCCGGUGUAACGCAUCAGUAGUUCCUUCCUUUCCUUUGCUAGUGCCUGCUUUGUGAAGUUGUUCCCUCCGCCAAUUAGGUGGGGUGAGUUUCGUUUUGAGGUUUAUGUACAAGUUCUCCAGCCGAUGUGUGUGUGCGUGCGUGAUUUGUCGUGAGCAUUGCCAAGUCCUCAGCUCGCGACACAUUCCCAUAAUUAUGUUUCCUAUUGCAGUGAUACUUCUCUGGCAUAGCACAUGCUUCCGUAUGCUGAGCCCUUAUGCAUGUAUGCCGUGUGCUUAUCGUGCUUCUGUCAAUAUACUAAUUAACGCACCCUUUUCUUGGUGCCGUGUGUGUCCGCAAGCUCUGAAGUUGCUUUGAAUUUCGUUAGUCAUUGUGUAUCUGUGAUCUGAGUAAUCAUGUUAGUAUUUUUUUGAUACAGUCUACAUGCAUGUGUAAGUAAUCUGUGAAAGUCGACGCACUUUCUCCCACUCAUGAACUUCACUGCAUUAGCGGCGUAUGCCGGUACGAGUACUGUGCGCUGUUGAAAUAUGCACUUCGAAUCAAGUAAAUAAUGUCAAGAAACCACUCA
Messenger RNA from Sycon ciliatum, 2287 nucleotides. Its product is annotated as aurora kinase B-like. The record is from RefSeq and is a predicted model, not a curated record. Lineage: Eukaryota; Metazoa; Porifera; Calcarea; Leucosolenida; Sycettidae. Gene Ontology annotation, molecular function: protein kinase activity; ATP binding. The transcript is spliced from 13 exons. The coding region runs from base 201 to 1325 and encodes 374 amino acids. Gene Ontology annotation, biological process: regulation of cytokinesis; mitotic spindle organization; protein phosphorylation. Gene Ontology annotation, cellular component: spindle microtubule; spindle midzone; kinetochore.